AUGAGUUGUGCCACUCUGUACGGGUACGAGCUGGCUAGCCAAAUUGACCAAUUGGUGAUUCGAAAAAUUGCAAAUGAGAAGAUUCAGAUUGGGGGAAAUAAAAACAGGCCAGAAAAAAAAACGCUAUUUAUUAUUUACUCAAAGAACAUAGCCACGUAUUCAUAUUUGCACAUUCUUCUGAAAAAGAGUUUGUUGCUAAGUGCAGAUGUUACGUUUGUACUGGUCAGAGUCCAAAGAAGAUGCAACGAAAAAAGGUUAAUCAAUUUAAUAAAAAAAAUAAAUAGACGAGGGAAGAACACCUGGCUUAUAAUACUCUCUCCGUUGUCUCGUCACAUAAACAAGUGUUACAUUUCUAGUUUUAUUAGCCAGGAGAAGGAUGUGGAUCGGUCUAACUGUGCACCCAUUUGGAAGUUACUAUGCAAUGGUAGUAGCAGUACUUAUGGGGGUGAUGCCCAUAAUGACAGAUGCAUGACCCUUGUACAGCCAGCUCCCUAUUUGUUUAGACAAAACUGCGAAGCCUUCCUGCAGUUUCUUCUUUUCAUUUUGCACCUUCGCAUGGUAAAAAAAGGCGAGGAUAUUUGGAAAAACGCUAUUGCCAAUGCAUCUAUGCGGGAGGAAAAGGCAGUUAAAGGAGACACGGAAAACUUCAGUGACGCUACGGAGGGGGGUUACCCAAGCAGGGAUAACACCCUACGUAUUAACCUUCGCAGCGACGUCAAACAGAUUUGUAAUGUAAGCUCAGAAAUUCAAAACUACCUGAGUAGCACCAAGUACAAUCUGCCAUGUUGUGUUCACGCGAUAUUGCUAUUCUUGAAAUAUUACCACAUACAUGUGAAGGGGAAAAGUGUGCUAAUUCUUAGUAGCAACAUAAGUAUCUUCCUAUCCCUAUUUGCCUUUUUUUUUCAAAGUGAAGUUUCGACGACGGUUUAUGAUCCGCUGCGGGGGGAGGUUCUCUGUAAGUACGAUGGGGGGGUUAAAAAGUGCUACCUAAGAACCAGUAACCUAGGCAAGCUACACAUUAGAAAUGAAGGCGAUUUUAAAAGGAAGUGCAAAAAGUUCUCCAAGUCUUACGUAUCUUCCAGUAAGGGGUACACAAAAAUUACCCACCAAGAUUUAUCCACACUAAGCAGAAACAUAAAUAGAAGAAUUGUCAAAAAUUCCGAUGUCAUAAUAGUAGCAAUAGGUUGUCCCCACAUUUUGAAAAAAAAAAAUAUUAAAGAAGGCGCCAUUAUUUUAGACUUGGGAAUCAAUUUGGUCCCCCCAGGGGGUAGGCACAUGGAAAGAAUGGUCUCACCGUUUUGCCCUCCCACCGUGGGGAACAGGAAAGUGCAAGAAAGAAAUUUCCCCUGCAGGAGGGGACUCCUCCCGCGUGGGAAAUUCAAAAAUGGGCCAUUUUCCCCAAAGUUGCAAAAUCGCACAAGUUUAGUGAAACAUAUAUGCUUAAGUUCCCCCCGAAUUGGUAAAACUGCUACAUGUGAGAAUUCCCUCAGUGAGGAAACAACCCAAGUAAUAAGAGAAGAUACUUCUCCAUCGCACUGUUCGAACGAUGCUUCAAUUUGUCCCCCCAGUGGAGGGAUAAAGAGGGUCCACAAUAAAGGCCAUAAAAUUAUUCCUCUAAAAAGCCGCAAGUCUAAAAUUAAAUUCGCCAACGGUUUAGUCAAAUGUUUGCAAAAUUACGAAAUUGUUGGUGACGCCGAUCCGAACUGCAAGCAGAAGUGCACGCUCGUUUCAAGUGUGCCCGGGGGGCUCGGCCCCAUCACCACAUCCAUGCUGUUCUACAAUUUGUACUUCAAUUGA
Messenger RNA from Plasmodium coatneyi, 1797 nucleotides. RefSeq lists its product as uncharacterized. Gene Ontology annotation, molecular function: methenyltetrahydrofolate cyclohydrolase activity; methylenetetrahydrofolate dehydrogenase (NADP+) activity. NCBI's taxonomy places the organism in Eukaryota, Apicomplexa, Aconoidasida, Haemosporida, Plasmodiidae. Gene Ontology annotation, cellular component: cytosol. Bases 1 to 1797 code for a protein of 598 amino acids. The transcript has a single exon. Gene Ontology annotation, biological process: tetrahydrofolate interconversion. The record is from RefSeq and is a predicted model, not a curated record.